UAUAUAGCAUGAGUAUACAUAUACAUAUACAUUUACAUACACAUAUACAUAUAUCCAUAGUAUAUUGCAAUUGUUAUCAGCUAUGACGGGUGGAGCUAUUGAUGGUGGAUUAGUGGGUAAUCCAAAUGAUUAUGUAUUUUCACAGACUGCCUUGGACAAUAUUAUUACCCAAUUAAUGGAACAAACUGGAGGAGCAUCAGCACCUCCGCCUGCACCUGACCAUGUUAUUGAAUCACUUACAAAGAGACAUUUAAAUGAAAAAGAAAAGAGCCAAGAAACUGACUGCGCUGUAUGUAAAGACCAAUUUGGAGUAGAAGAAGAAGUGAUUGAACUUCCUUGUGAUCAUAUAUUUCACGAUGAAUGUAUUAAACCAUGGUUAAAAUUGAAUAGUACCUGUCCUGUAUGUCGACAUUCUGUGUUAUCUGAUCAACAGCAACAAGAAUCAAGUAAUGAGACUAAUAGACAGCAAAAUAGCAAUGAAUCCACUACUAAUCCUAAUCCACAAAAUACUUCACAAGAACAAACUGCUGAUAAUAAUCCAAAUGUUAGAACGUUUUCCUUUAAUAGUGGAAACGGUAAUAAUGUUUCAGGCGUUGUUAUUGGAUCAUAUCAACAUUCACCAUCUGAUUCACAGCAACAACAAACCAAUCCUACUAGCUCAUGGCCUUUAAAUUUAUCUGCUGCAUUUCCUUGGAUUAAUAAUUUAACAAGACAACAAGGAUCUAACACUACUACUACUACUACUACCACUGCAGAGGAUGAACAUAACACGAAUAUAGAGUCAACAUCAACUGAAGAAAGGGCUGGACAUAAUACAGAAUCAUCAUCAUCAUCAACAACAACAACAGCAGAAGGAUCUUCUUGUAAUGAUAAUAAUCAAACGACUACAGUUAACAAAGACAACAAUGCAACUGAAUCUUCCACUAGUCAUAAUAACAUCAAUACCAACUCUAAUAAUACUGAAUCCUUUCAUUUAGACGAUGAUCUUGAUCUUGAUUAAAUAGUAGUAGUAGUAGUUAUAUAUAUGUAUUAUACACUUAUAUAUGUAGCAGUAUUUAGCUCCUCUGUUUUGAACUUGUGACAGCAGAUAUAUUCUAUAUACAUAUAAAAAAGAAUAAAAUAAAAGACAUAUAUUCCACUUUUUAUAUCUGUAUAUGUAUAUGUGUAUAUAAAAAAGUGGGGUAGGGGGAAG
This is a messenger RNA of Cokeromyces recurvatus, 1192 nucleotides long. RefSeq lists its product as uncharacterized. Gene Ontology annotation, cellular component: cytoplasm; nucleoplasm. The transcript has 4 exons. NCBI's taxonomy places the organism in Eukaryota, Fungi, Mucoromycota, Mucoromycetes, Mucorales, Mucoraceae. The coding region runs from base 83 to 1000 and encodes 305 amino acids. The record is from RefSeq and is a predicted model, not a curated record.